Molecule: messenger RNA, 2679 nt
Organism: Pipistrellus nathusii (Nathusius's pipistrelle)
Lineage: Eukaryota; Metazoa; Chordata; Mammalia; Chiroptera; Vespertilionidae
Source: the annotation of a GenBank genome assembly
AUGCGGACGGUUAAGAAGCUUCGCCUGGACAACAACUCAAACACAGGAAGUUGGAGGAGCUUCUCGCUGAAUUCUGAGAGGGCGGAGAGGAUGGCCACCGGGGCGCCGAUGUCCGACACAGGCGACACGGUCGAGAUGGAGGACCCGGCAACCCACUUCCAGGUGCAGAAGCACUCGUGGGAAGGGCUGCGGAACAUCAUCCACGGCAGCCGCAAGAACUCGGGCCUGAUCGUCAACAAGGCUCCCCAUGACUUCCAGUUUGUGCAGAAGACAGACGAGUCCAGUCCCCACUCCCACCGCCUCUACUACCUAGGGAUGCCUUAUGGCAGCCGAGAGAACUCCCUCCUCUACUCUGAGAUCCCCAGGAAGGUCCGGAAAGAGGCUUUGCUGCUCCUGUCUUGGAAGCAGAUGCUGGACCAUUUCCAGGCCACGCCCCACCACGGGGUCUACUCUCGCGAGGAGGAGCUGCUGCGGGAGCGGAAGCGCCUGGGCGUCUUCGGCAUCACCUCCUACGACUUCCACAGCGAGAGCGGCCUCUUCCUCUUCCAGGCCAGCAACAGCCUCUUCCACUGUCGGGACGGGGGCAAGAAUGGCUUCAUGGUGUCCCCCAUGAAGCCACUGGAAAUCAAGACCCAGUGUUCUGGGCCUCGGAUGGACCCCAAGAUCUGCCCUGCCGACCCCGCCUUCUUUUCCUUCAUAAACAACAGUGAUCUGUGGGUGGCCAACAUUGAGACAGGCGAAGAGCAGCGGCUGACUUUCUGCCACAGGGGCUUGUCCAACGUUCUCGAGGACCCCAAGUCUGCAGGCGUGGCCACCUUUGUCAUCCAGGAAGAAUUCGACCGCUUCACCGGCUACUGGUGGUGUCCCACAGCCUCCUGGGAAGGUUCAGAAGGCCACAAGACACUGCGAAUCCUGUACGAGGAGGUCGACGAGUCCGAGGUGGAGGUCAUUCACGUGCCCUCUCCUGCACUAGAAGAGAGGAAGACAGACUCGUACCGAUACCCCCGGACAGGUAGCAAGAAUCCAAAGAUCGCCUUGAAGCUGGCCGAGUUUCAGACUGACAGGCAAGGCAAGAUCGUCUCGACCCAAGAGAAGGAGCUGGUGCAGCCCUUCAGCAUGCUCUUCCCCAGGGCGGAAUACAUCGCCCGGGCCGGGUGGACCCAAGAUGGCAAAUACGCCUGGGCCAUGCUCCUGGAUCGGCCCCAGCAGCAGCUCCAGCUCGUCCUCCUGCCCCCAGCCCUGUUCAUCCCCACCACCGAGAAUGAGGAGCAGCGGGAGGCCUUCGCCAGAGCCGUGCCCAGUAAUGUCCAGCCGUACGUGGUGUACGAGGAGGUCACCAACGUGUGGAUCAACGUUCAUGACAUCUUCUACCCCUUCCCCCAAUCAGAGGGGGAGCACGAGCUCUGCUUCAUCCGCGCCAAUGAAAGCAAGACCGGCUUCUGCCACUUGUACAAGGUCACCACCGUGCUGCAGCCCAAUGGGUACGACUGGAGCGAGCCCUUCAGCCCCGGGGAAGAUGAAUUUAAGUGCCCUGUCAAGGAGGAGAUCGCGCUGACCAGCGGUGAAUGGGAGGUUUUGGCCAGGCAUGGCUCUAAGAUCUGGGUCAAUGAGAAGACGAAGCUGGUGUACUUCCAGGGCACGAAGGACACGCCCCUGGAGCACCACCUCUACGUGGUCAGCUACGAGUCGGCCGGGGAGAUUGUGCGCCUCACCACGCCCGGCUCCUCCCACAGCUGCUCCAUGAGCCAGAAUUUCGACAUGUUCAUCAGCCACUACAGCAGCGUGAGCACACCACCCUGCGUGCAUGUCUACAAGCUGACCGGCCCCGACGAUGACCCUCUACACAAGCAGCCUCAGUUCUGGGCCAGCAUGAUGGAGGCAGCCAGCUGCCCCCCCGAUUAUGUGCCCCCGGAAAUCUUUGACUUCCAUACGCGGUCCGAUGUGCGGCUCUACGGCAUGAUCUACAAGCCGCACGCUGUGCAGCCCGGGAAGAAGCACCCCACUGUCCUCUUCGUGUACGGAGGCCCCCAGGUGCAGCUGGUCAAUAACUCCUUCAAGGGAAUAAAGUAUCUGCGGCUCAACACGCUGGCGUCCCUGGGCUACGCCGUGGUUGUGAUCGAUGGCAGGGGCUCAUGUCAGCGAGGUCUUCGGUUUGAAGGGGCCCUGAAAAACCAAAUGGGCCAGGUGGAGAUUGAGGACCAGGUGGAGGGCCUGCAGUACGUGGCCCAGAAGUAUGGCUUCAUCGACCUGAGCCGGGUGGCCAUCCACGGCUGGUCCUACGGAGGCUUCCUCUCGCUCAUGGGGCUGAUCCACAAGCCUCAAGUGUUCAAGGUGGCCAUCGCAGGUGCCCCGGUCACGGUCUGGAUGGCCUAUGACACAGGGUACACGGAACGUUAUAUGGACGUCCCGGAGAACAACCAACUUGGCUAUGAGGCAGGCUCCGUGGCCCUGCACGUGGAGAAGCUGCCCAACGAGCCCAACCGCCUGCUCAUCCUGCACGGCUUCCUGGAUGAGAACGUGCACUUUUUCCACACGAACUUUCUUGUCUCCCAGCUGAUUCGAGCCGGAAAACCUUACCAGCUCCAGAUCUACCCCAACGAGAGACACAGCAUCCGCUGCCCUGAGUCCGGCGAGCACUAUGAAGUCACGCUGCUGCACUUUCUACAAGAAUACCUCUGA